Manduca sexta (tobacco hornworm) is the source of this 16606-nucleotide messenger RNA. RefSeq names its product ephrin-A4 (gene Ephrin). Gene Ontology annotation, cellular component: plasma membrane. Lineage: Eukaryota; Metazoa; Arthropoda; Insecta; Lepidoptera; Sphingidae. The record is from RefSeq and is a predicted model, not a curated record. Gene Ontology annotation, molecular function: ephrin receptor binding. Gene Ontology annotation, biological process: ephrin receptor signaling pathway; axon guidance.
CGCCGCGCGGCGCUUACGUUUACAGCGCGACACCGCGUCGCCCGCUCCCAAUACAAAGAACACCUCAGUAUUGUAAAAAAUCUGUGAUGUAUUGAUUAAUUUCAACUUUAUACGAACAGAAACGCUAAAGUUAGACACGUACGUCGCGUUUAUACAGUGCUCGCUGUGCUUCAUGAAUGUGAUUUGGACGCGUUUUCACGGCGGACCACGGCCUAUGGAAUUUCGUAUUAUCGCCGACUAGAAUCUGGCGUGUAGAGGAAUAUGGUGGACUCACUGUGUUGAAAAGUGAACUGUGCGCUAUCCCGUGUCGCAGUGUUAGUUUUAUUAUGAUAAACGUUCGUAACAUGUUCGUAUAAUAUAAAUAUGGAUUGGUGUGUGUGCGGUGGAGACGCGUAGAAUAGCAUCUUCUGUUGGAUAAUGAUACUUGGUUGAACCAGUAAGAAAUGGUUUCCCUAACUUAUUUCGGGCUGAGGCACACGCCGUGGACUGUUCUCGUGUUGAUUUUCUUCAUCGAGAGCGUGAUGGGGAACUAUGCUAAGUCAUUCUACAUACACUGGAACACAACAAACAGCAUAUUCAGAAUAGACAACACCGACCACGUAUUCGACUUGAAUAAAGGCAACGCACAGUUUGAGUAUGACCAAGUAAAUAUAAUAUGUCCAGUGUACACGCCCGGCACCUACGAGGAAGACACGGAAAAGUAUAUAAUAUACAACGUUAGUAAAGAAGAGUACGACACUUGUAGAAUAACCAAUCCAAACCCUCGCAUAAUAGCGAUAUGCGACAAGCCGCACAAACUGAUGUUUUUCACCAUAACGUUCCGGCCGUUCACGCCGCAGCCCGGCGGGCUGGAGUUCCUGCCGGGCAAGGACUAUUACUUCAUAUCGACGUCCAGUAAAGACGACCUGCACAGACGCAUCGGCGGCAGAUGCCUCAGUCACAACAUGAAGCUGGUGUUCAGGGUGUGUUGCAAGCCGGAGGAGCAGUCGCCGGCGCCGCCGCCGCAGCCGACGCCCCCGCCGCCGCCGCCGCCUCCGACCACCAGCACCACCACCACAACCACCACCACCGUGAAGCCGGUCACCAAAAAGACGCACAAGUACGACAAGACGCCGAACGAGGUGAUCAAGAGCGAGGAGCUGUCGCACUCGCGCGGCGCCGCGCUCGCCUCGUCCCUCGCCCUGGCCCUGGCCGCGAGCGCGGUGCUGGCGCCGCUGGCUCGGUGAAUGUGCGCUCGGGCGGCCAGGCGUCCACGCCCCGACCUCCUGGCCAAGCCGGGCCCAACCCAGCCCAUGCAGACGCUGCACAUUCGUCCGGACACUCUAGUCUUCACGUGAAUGUUGUGUCCUGUGAACAUUGUAAGUAAAGUGAUCGUGGCCCGCGACUUAACACGGACAGUGGAAACUCCAAACGUGAGCCUAAAAUGUAACUAUCGGCCCUACUGAAUAAUCGAAUGGAUAUAAACGGAUUGUUUUUUUUAAACGAAAAAAACGUAGUUAUGAACUCAGUUAAAUAUAUAUAAAAAAAUGUUAACGGAUAUAAUAAUUAGGUUUCUUAAAACCAUUAGGAAUUAAACGAUUUUUUAUAUUUUUCAUUAUGGCAAUGGAUAUUAUAAGACUAGCGGUCCGCGGAUCGAUCAGUAUGAAUUAUUAUAGGCGAAAUCUUAUAGACGAUUAGGAAACGUUUUUGAUUUAGAGUCCAAAAGACAUGUUUCUUUAUUUUUUCCCCUUGUCUAGAAUUUAUUUAUGUGUAAAAAAAAGCUGGGGCGAGUUGUGAAUCUUGUCCAGGAAAUCUGUGAUUUUUGGUUUUAUUUAGGAUGUAAUUAUUUCUCUUUAUAUGCUUUUUUAUGUGAUAUGAAGUUGAUUACUUGGAUUCUUCACCGACUGAAUUUUGCAUUCUAGCUUUUUACAAAUCAUGUUUAUUACAGCUUCAAAAAUGGCUUCUAAUGGCGGCUUCGAAAACAAAUUAUUUUCUUAUGACUUUGCUUAAGAAGUUCCGUUUAGAAGUAUACAAUUAUUAAGGCCUAAAUGUGUCAAAAAUAAUCUGUUUCCAAAAUAUUUUUCCAAAAAAACCCAGGGACAUUAAUAAGUAAUUAUGUUAAGUAAGGAAAUAUUGUACGGCGUUGUCUGGGCACGUUUUUUUGGAAAAUAUUUUGGAAAACGACACAACAUCUUGCAGCACACUUUGUGCCAUUAUGUGAAAGUGUUAAAUACAUUUUUUACAUUAUACAAAAUAGUCAAAUAGUUAAAUAGUAGAAAUAAUAGACCGGUUUUCAGUUAGACAUACGCAGUUAGUGACAGUUGAUAUUUUUAGGUAGUUUCUAAGAACGCGUUUGAGUUUCAAAUUGUUUUUGUUAUGCAGGCCUUGCCGAGGCGACAUAGCGAUUUGGACAGGACUUUGAAGUUGUUCAUUGUCGUGUUAAUGACAUUAAAAUUAAUAGAACACAAACUAGAUCUAAACUGCAUUUUAUUCAACUUCUAUCUCAAAGGAAACAAAAAACAACAAAAAAAAUCUCCAUCCAUAAUAAUUAAGUAAAUUUGAUACUUUUAUAACACAAAAACAUUAAACAUUCGUCUCCAAAAUUUCUCUAUAUAAAAUAUUCUCCAUCAAAAAUGAAUUUUGAGGCUGACUGAGUUUGGCAGUUAAAAAUCGGAUCACUCAUAUCUAUCCCGAUUUGGAUAUGCGCCCAAAUGCCCCAAAAUUUCAACAAUAUUGCGCUGGCAGUGGCAUAUGUAGACAUUUUUUACUACAACUUAACAAGCGUCGAAUUGACGUCCCCUCUUACAUGCCCGAGAGCGUUAGUACAUUCUCAUAAAAAUGGUUAAUGCUGUUUCACUUAGCGUUGUCUCUCUCCCUCUUACGGUUUUAAACUGAGAGAGAAAGUGACAAAAGUAGUGGCUAAAAUGCUAUGGAGUGUGGAAAUGGAGCGGAUAGAAUCUAUGGUGAAAACUAAACUAGGGACCUGUUUAACAACGUCCGAGUAAAUGGUAAUAGAGUUCAAAAUCACUAGUUUGGUGGCAGAUGAAUUACUUGGGAGGUGUUUAUUGAUCACCGCCAGUUUCGGACUGAUUUUAAACCGUGAGGUUUUAUAAUUAAGAUUUAUGUAAUGAAUGCAGUAAAAUCAAAACGUAAUUCGAAACUUAAGACGUUAGUAUCGUCGCCGAAAUCUUUAUAACAAAUUAAAAAUCCUUAAACAUCGAUUUGGAUAUAUUAAAGUGUAAUAAAAGGUUCUCAUAAGUGUAAUUUAAAUUAUAUGCUGUUCAAAAUACGGCUGUCCAUUUUGAGCAUUGCGAUCAGUGAAUAUUUGCAGUUUUUUAUACUGCACCUGAUGUUAAGUGGAGUGGGGUUCAAUAGAAGGUCGAAUAAGAGAUGAUUACCCCUCGGCAGUUGCUAUAAUUAUGUCGGCCUGUUAAAACCAGAUAUGUACAGACUGAUCUCGAAACACGACACAUUUAUAUGGGCCACUAUAGCGGGUUUUAACACCUUGUGUACGGGUGGUCCCUAUCCUGGCAGAUAUAAAUAUGUCCUACCAGCAAAAUAAAAUAUAUUUUCUGCAGACCGGCUAUAAAACGCAAAAUUACUUUGGUACGUUAAAUCUAAGCAGUUCUAAAGUUUUUAUUAAUAAUCUCAUAUCCCGUUUAAUAACAUUGCCUCGGAUAUUGUGAAACACGAUAUAAAUAUUUACAUCAAAUUGACAUCAAAGUCCAAAUGUUACAGUGAAACAGCUAAUUACUGUGAGACAGGAGGAUAGGUAAUUUAAAAAACAAACGACCGCUCGUGUCUGCCCUAAUGCAUUGUUUUCUAAACAAGUUUUAUAAACGUACUAUUUGUGUUUAUCUCCGUUCACUUGGCUAGGAGCUUGUAAUGUUUACGGAGUCAGGAUUUGAAAUUCUGACACUGACACGUCAGAUUAGGCACUUGCCUGAUGUGACGUGUCAGUAAGGCUACGGAGUCAGGAUUGGAAAUUCAUUUGAAAUUCUGGCAGACUGGCAUUUGCCGAAUCUGAGGUGUCAGUAUGUUAGACUAUUGACUGAUUAUCUUCCUGUAAUGUUUAAAAUAAUAUGCUCAUGAAAGUGGUUUAUAAUGGCAUGUUAAGUCAGGUGGCCAAUAGAGUGGAAUAUGCGUGGAGUGAUUAAUAGCAUUAUUGAUCUUAUUCUUGAAGUAUUUUGUAGUAUCUAAAUAUUUUUACUAUACAGCUAGAUUGAGCUAGCAGGCCUAAGUUCAACGAAGUUAAUUCAAUAACUACAAAGUUUAAUAUUUAUGAAAAUCUAGUUUUUUCGACAAAAUAUAUUAAUAUUUUUUAAAUAUGUCCAGUCAUGAACUUUUUAUACUAAGUUUUGGAAUGUAAUUGUACAAAUAAUCCUUAAUGCCAACAUUCAAUUCCUCUAGAACAUAGUGCUUCGUUAAUUAUAUAAAAAAUAGGGUGUACUUUUUAAAACUCAACUUCAUAAACCUAUGUUGUAGGUCCAAUUUGGCCUAAAUAACUUCAGGAUCAAAAGAAAGAGUCCACGCCCUAUCAGGUAUCAAUAGACACUCCGGUGACAUGUCUACGUGCCACUGACGAUAUGAUAGUAAACAUUGAUAAGAGAGUAAACACACUUAUCUAGUGUACAAUGCGGCUGGUCAGUUAUGUUAUCACACCGAAUUCUAAUGUCAAGGAAGUAAAACCUGCUGUAUUAUCGUCGUUUUAGAUAACAACGUUUAUAUUUACUGUUUGCACUAUUCAUCCUUAGGGAUCUUCAACAUUAUCUGUAUAUUGUUACUUUGUCAUAUAUUUCUACUUGGGAAUUUCUGGAUUUUAUAACAACCUUCUUCAUCCAAUGAAUUCUUUGGAAUACAUAUUAUUAGCUUCUGUUUCAUCAUUCACUAAGCGUAUAUCAUCCUGAAUGAGCACAUUGCCAGAAUCAAUAUUAUCGUUUCCAUAUUUCAAUGGUUAAUUCAAGAGAUUAGUCGUAAAUCAAUCUAAUUAGUAUUUAUUGUGUUUAGAAUUUCCUUUUACCUGGAUGACAAAUAUGUCUGCCAAACUCAAUAUUGUCGUUGGCAUAUCUCAAGAGUUAAUCCAUCGGAUUAUUCGUAAAUUGAACUAAUUAGUGUAUGAAGGAUCUUCUUUUAUUAUAAAGGAAAUGUCAUACUAAGACGAUCUUAAGGCGAGCUCUCCGCCAAUGCGUUGAGUGGUUCUAUUUUUACUUAGAGCAAACGGUUAAACGUCUACCAAGGGAUUUCUGGGUACACCGUGCUGAGUUGUCUUUUGGCUAUUUUAGGAAAGAAGGGCUUGUGAAUGAGCGCACGUCUUAACUCGGGUGUUUUAAUGUUUUUUGGAAAAAAAAAAACAACGGUUUGAUUGAGUGAGAUGUUUUCUUAAUUUCUGGUCGGAGAUGUCUAACCCAAAAUAGGUAUUGACAGUCAUACCUCACACUACGAUUCUAAAAAAUUCAAAUAAACACUGUAUUGUCGAUAUAAUCAUAAGAAUACAAUUGGUCAAGGCAUUAAUUUAACAGCAAGGAACAGACUCGUAUUUGGCCAUUAGAAAUUAUACAGGACUGUAACUUAUGCCUUCGGACUUAAUUUAUGUUGUUUAUCUCUUUGAGAUUCGACAUAUCCAAUUAGCCUUGGAUUACUUUACAACUGGAUGUAUUUAUUAAUCCUUAUUCAAUUACAAUAAGAACCAGAUUUUCAGCAAAUCAAUAGAUGUUACUUCAAUAUUUUGGCUACUAUUGUAAUCUUAAUCAGUAAUCCAUCUUCUUCUAAUGAUCUGCAAUUAAUAUAUCUAUCCUAUUACGGCAGGAUCAUGAACAUUUCUCAUUAAGAUUUAUUACCAAACAAAGUUUUAAUUAAAACAUCGCGGUAUCUGGGCUUACAUAAUCAACACUAGAUAACUAAACAUUCGACUUAUACGGUAGUAUGCUGUAGGGUUGUCUGAGAACGAAAACAUUCCAUAAUGUCUUAUGAAUUUGUAGUUUCUUUCUAUAUACGACGAUUAAACCUCGAUUUGUCUCUUCAUUCAGUUUCAUUCAUUGUUUUUUUGAUGAGCCCUAUGAAAUUGGAGUUUCUCUCAAUUUACGUCGCUUGACCAUCGCGUUGUCUUCAUUCACUUGUAUUAAUUGUUUUUUAAGAUAAGCUAUCGGUCUUUUAAUCAAUGAAUACUUAUACAUCUUUACCAUGAUUGCCUCGAGUAUCAGAGUACACAGAUUUCGAUUUUAGCACCAGAACAAAUAUUUGAUGAUAGCACAUUUAUCUUUACAGUUAGAAAGAAUAACAAAUCUAUAUGUAACUUGUAAAUUUGUAAACAAAAUGAGUUCAAAAUUUCAUCAUUUCAAAGAAGUUAUCAAAUUCUACUAAGACGGGAUACAAAAGAAAGCAUCGUGCUAUAUCUACCUUUAAAUUCUGAACUCUACCAAUUCAAAUUCGCGUGGUAACCCUCAAGCUGAAAAUAUAACCAAAUUUUCAAUACACGAUUAGUUUAUUAUCAAAAGCACGAUACAGUUCGUUUAACCGGCAGUUUAACUUAGAUAAAUCAGACGGUUAACGAGAUUGAGUUACGAUGUUAACUCGGAACGUGUUGGCAGACUUAGUUUGUUUACGCGAUUACAAGGCGGGGGUUCAGUUUUAUGUCCACCGUAUGUUCAUUCAUAAGUAAAAAUAUUAGUUAAUGUAAACAUUAGUGACUCGGUUUUAUUUUUCUCAUAAAAACUGUUUACACGCCAGAGGAUUCAUAUUUUCUUUCCCGAUUUACAGAUGUCUUUUACGUUUCAUGCCAGCUUUUGUUUUUUUUUUAGCAUUUUUAUUGAAAAAGUUAUGCUCUUAGUCUUAGACUAUGUUAGUUCAUUAUGCAUCAAAUCCUAAAGAUAGUAUAUCUCGAUAACAAACAAGAAAAGUAAAUUAAUAAAAAGAUUGUGUAAAUAAAAAAUCCAGUAAAAUGCAGCAAUAAUCAUUGAUGCAUUGUAGCUUUUCGAUCCCAUAGGUCCCCAAACUGCGCUGCGCUGAGUAACAUUAGUGCAUGAUAAAUGUAAUCAGUUAUCGAUCUUUUUAAUCAGAGAAAGACCCACUUGAUAACUAUACACGUAUCUGAUAAUAACAUGUAUCUAUAAAUUGUGUGACGCGUAAAUAUUUGGGACUGUUUCGUGAACUAUGCAUUCCCCGUAGGCGACAGCUUGGCUGUAUCUCUGGCAUUGCUGUAGUCCAUGGACGGCAGAUGCUGCUUACCAUCAGGCGGACUCCUUACUUGUUUGCUUACGAAGGCAAUAAAAAAGAACUAUACAUUUGAGGCUUUAAGAUGAAAUGUAAAGUUUUGAAUACUCUAAUGUUAUUAGGAAUUCUUCGAUAUUUCCUAGUUAGCAUACGUUUAAUAUACUUUAUUCUUAGAAGUAACGAUUUGAUUUAAAGACUAUAACUUCAAAAACGUAAGGACCCUUGCAGAUUAUAAAUAAUACAUAAAUAUGGUAUUGCACUAACAGGAAUAUCAAUUAAUUUGCAAAAUACAAAAAAACUAUCUAUAAACUAGUUAAAUAACGUUGAAAAUCAAUUUUAGGCCGAAAUCUAGUGACCAUCGACUACAGUUUGUUUCGGCAAAUCCAGGUCACCCAAAUGGCCAGCGAUCUAAAUUUUCAUGGUAUUUUAGGUAGAAAGAUUUGCGACUGCUUACAAUCAAUUAGAGUGUAUCUAGGUUGCCGUAGUGGUGAUUCGAGUUGGUAGAUUCUUGUAAUCUGGAUUUGCUGACAAACAAAGAGUUAUAAUAUACAGAGUGGACAUUGGGAAGGUUGUCUUACAAAAAUGUUGAUCAUGCGAUGGUUACUCAAUCUACCGUGAAAUAGCAGAACACCAAUGUAAAACACUUAUUUAUUCCCAUAUAGUGACUUGCAUGUUCUAAUGCGCAUAUAAAACGGACAUUUCAAAUAAGACAGCGACUUAUUACCAAUAACUUUUGGAGUUCAAAUUUGGUCCUGAUGUUCAAUCUAUAAUUAUAUUUAUGUCUGCUGACAAAAUAUAUUAGUUUUUCGACGUGCUGUUACUGAGGUCAUAAUUUAAUUUGGAAAUUAUUUCAUCACUUGCAAGACCGUGGUAAUUUUCUAAAUAUUAAAAGCAUACAUUGAUACAUUUUAACAAAACAACUUCAGCCUUGUUGGCCUUUCCCAUUAACCACAAGGUCAAUUAGUCAUAAACGGCGUCAUUGCGUCUAGUCAUAACUGCUACAAUAUAAUAGUCAUUAUAAUUGGAAUCACAUGAUUAGAAUGAUAAAUAUAAUAUGAUAGGCAAAAUCUAUGGUUUGAUAGAAACUAUAGGAAAGAGGCGUUAUCAUCAUCAUCAUCAGCCUACAGCUGUCCACUGCUGAACAUAGGCCUCCCCUAAAGCGCGCCACGCUGUUCGGUCCUCCGCUCUCCUCAUCCAGCGUCCACCGGCGAUCCUACGAAUAUCGUCGGACCAGCGGGUCGGAGGUUAUCAGUAGCACCUAUUUACAGUAUUGAGUUAUUACUUAACAUAUAGGUACAUACAAAGAUGAUAAAUCAUUGUAAGCAUACCUAAUUUCAAAGUACCUUAGCCGCCUUCUAAGAAACAUUGGUACGAAAUUAUUUUACUAAACGCGCAUUGUCUGCUUAGCCUAUAAAGUAAAAUACUGAGUGAUUUGAAUACGUAGUUGCAUCAAGUCGUAACGGGUUUUCAAAGCAUAGCAUCUUGAGUACACGAUCAAAUCCUAUAUUUAAAGUAAGAUUGGUGUUUUAUAUUUCGAAAAUUUUCAUUCAGCAUUAAGAGCGCCUGGGGGAUCUCAAUGUUACCAUACAUUAAACCGCCAAAAGUUGUAUAAACACUAAAAACGAUACAGAGCGUUCGAAAAUCGAUUUUUAAAAAACCCUAAUGGAUGGUGCCCGUCGAAGUUCCGUGUGGGCGUGGGUUGACCAUCUGAAAGAGUUCUCGUGUGUUAAGUAUGCAUUUUAUCUCGAUAACGGUAAAGUGUACCGCCGCGAGGACAGUGCGAUAUUGGUUUAUUAUUUAUUGAAAAACAAGACUUAAUGGUAUUGUCAUUGAGUUAAGAUUGUGUUUGUGUAAAGCAUUUUGAUAUAUUGGAUUGAUUCGGGACUCAAGAUAAGUAUGUUGUAUUUAAAACACGUAAAACAGAAUCUGAAGUAAAACUUUGAAAUAAAAAAUUAACUUAAAAUCGCGAAAAUAUCUCAAACUAAUUUUAUUUCAAUGUCUAAAAAUCGUGUAAAUAUAAGUAUUUUUUUUCUCAUUAGGGUUUCUCGUCCUAUAGGUUUUGCAAUACUUCAAAGUCAAAAUAUUCCUCUACAACUAAUCCAAAAAUAUUGCGCAGCAGUAUUGAACAUCCGACCGCAAAUUUUUCAGACUCAACUUCUUUAUGGUCCAUAAAAAAUCCACUCUUAAACAUUAGUCACUAAAUCAUAGUGUGGUCAUUUAUCUUGACUCAAAUAAGUCCGGACGAGUAUAUUUAACUCAUGUUAAAAGUCGUCCGACAUUUUUCAACGCUAUUUGAAUUUUCUGAUAUAAACGAUGCAAAACGUUUCGAGAUGACAUCAAAGUCGACUCAAAUUAAAUUGAUCGCGGCUUGUCACGGACAUGACGUAUUAGCGGAGCUAGAAAACAAAAUUCCGUGUUGCCAAUUAAGUAAAUUUCUACUAAUUCGGUAGGUUUUGAACUUUCGCUUUGUAAAUUCAUGAUUUUUAGAUGUAAGUUAUUUGUCAGUUAAUUGUCAUUUUCGUUUAUAGCAUCUUAUUGCUUUACGCAUCUAUCUUAGUAAAGAAAGAAUAAAUUGGUCCACAAAGACAAAAUAUUUAAGUUUACAGCGAAAAUAUAAAUAGUAAACGGCCCAACGGUCUAUCCAUCAUUAUGAACAAUGUAGUAUUAGAGAACGUCGUAAAUUUCAAAGAAUAUUUUGUCUGGGUAAAUAUUUCUAAACAUCGCUCGAAAAACAUUGUGAAACUGCUAAAUUUAACAAAUUAACGAGCAGCGUACGUUUUACACACUUUUUAUUACAACUUUAUUACUAAACGUGUGAUUUUAAUUAUUAUGUUUUUAUCAUUGGGUUCAUUUUAUUGCUCGCACUGACUUAACAUUACACGAAAUAUGUUAAAUAUUUGCUUUUUAAAACAUUUAUAGAACUUCAUUAUUUCUAACAUAUUUAUAUAAUUUUAAAAGUAUUUAGAUUCAAUAAAACCGUACUAGGCUUACGAGCGUACAAAAAUAAUGUUCCUGCGGUUUUUUGUGUACUUUAAACUAGCAAACAAAAACUUGCAUAUUACUCAAAAACGUCACUAAACACCACGAUGUGUCAGAAUCGGGUGGAGGACAUAGGAAAUUUGCAAUAAGGAAAAAAAUAAUUAUAAUAACUGCCUGACAAUACCGCAAAAUAUAGCCAAGCUUGACAAUCGAUUUUCAAUGCCUUUAAAUAAAUAAAGAUUAUGAUCCCUUCCAGCAACGCAAAUUACAACAAAGAACAGCCAAUAUUAUUUGAAUAAGAUGUAAUAAAUCCGCUUGUCAUCUUAAGCAACGGAUUAAAGAAUUCGAAGCAUGGUAAAAACUUACCUGACCCCGAUGUUAGUCACGGCGAUGCUGCGAUCUCUUAAAUUUUCCACUUACCAACUUCUGUGGUUUAAAAAUCGAUUGGCGCGUUGUCUUUGAAGGUGGACGUGGUUGCCAUUCUCAAGAAGCAUAAAGCAGAAGUUCACUAUAAUAUUAGUAAAAUAGUUUUCAAAACUCUAGAUUAUAUUUAAAUUAUCGUAAAUAUACUUUGUGGUUGAUAUAUUACUCAUGUCUUUUUUCAAAAGAACUCAUAAAUUUUAAAGAGAAGUAUUGUCAAUUAUUCGGUUUGCGAAAAAAUAACACUGAUUUAAAUUGCGGUAGAAACAAAAUUGAGUUGUUUUUUCAAUUUUAAUAAAUCUGGAACAUCGUUUUUACACGUUACAAAUCACGAAGGAACAAAUAAAUCUAUUUUAUAUUUUUAUUUUAUUUAGUUUCUAGACUUUAUGUCUUAAAUUCGUUGUGAAAGUUAUUUUUUUUCCUUAAUCAGUAUUACAGUUUCACUUUUGGCGAAUCGUUUCUUUCUUUUUUAGUUAGGAAUCACUUCUUAUUAGCUUUUUUGAUAAAAACAAUAAUCUUUAUCAAUCUGAACUCGAGGAUAAACCAACCAUAAAAAGCCUUGUAAACAUGACAAAAAAAAAAAAAUUAAAUUGAUUCAUUUUCACCUUGAGUCGAAAAAGAUGUAGAUUAUUAAUUGAAAACAGCGGUAAGUCUAUCAUAGUUCUCAAUUUGGAUUAUAGGCCACUGUUACCUUUAUUGUAAGGUUGGCCCCUGUUGCCAAUGUCAAUGGUUGGCUGCUAAUAGGUAUUUAGCCUGUUGAGUGGUACGUCCUAUGAGAAGUACAAUAGGGCAGUACCGACAAGGUAGGCAAUACCAACGAGUAGGUUCAAUCUUUCCACCUAAACAGAUGUUUGUACUGUGAUUCGCAAAUAUUUGUGUAGUGGGUGCUGUAAGACCGGAAGCCCUUAAUCCAAUACGAAAAUUGGUAACAUAGUGUGAAAUAAAAACUGUAUAUUGUGGCUCUUUUUAGAAAAAAAAUCAUGCUUUAACGAUUUCGUCACGAAGUAUAGGCCUAAUUUUUCUGAUACAUCUCUUAUACUAAGAAUAUUAUGUAUUUAUAAAAUUAUUUUAUAAAUGAUAUGACAUAAUUAAAGUUAUAUCUUAACGGUCUAAAAUAUUUUAAACAUUGCUCUGGGAAACUUUUAAAACAAUGCAUUAGCGGUGUGAAAUAUUUAUUCAUCAUAUUUGAAACAAACUCGAAAUAAUUUGAAACUCGAACGUUAACGAAAUAUUUUUCUUAAUAUUCUCUCUCACAUUAGUUUUUCAAUUAGUUGUGCUGUGUACUUAGUCUAAUAAUUGCCUGAUUAUAAUUAUUAAUUAUUAUUAUUAUAUAAUGAAAAAUGAUAACCUCAUUUUUGAAUCUCGACAGAAAAAAACAGUCCGCUAGUUUUUAAUGAGAAAAAAAUAAUUUUAUAUUUAAACUAAACUGUUUUAUUGGCGGAUUUUCGACCAGAGACAAAAAAAACUAUUUACAUUAAUAUUUCUACUAUUUAGAAAUAUUAUUGUAUCAUGGCAACUCUAACAGUCAAUAAAGAUGAUAUUCAAUAUGGCGGCUCAUGAGUCAUAUUAAGUAUAAUUCAAUAAAUUAUAAGUGUACAAGAAACAAGACUAUAAUUAUAUGAAGCAUGAAAUCACUUUAAAGAACUAACAUAUAAUUUACGAUUGUUGUUAUAAGGUCUUCAAUUUUGAUUAUUUCCAAACAAAAACCUGUCCAAGCAGGUUUACGUAUUGUAAUAGUAACUUGGAAUUAAUUUUUUACGGCAAAGUAUUGAUAGAAAGUACAAUGAACUCGUAUAACGAGGUUUUCUAGAAAGCAAAUUCGUGUAACGCGAUAAAAUGGCGACCAGUAUUCAGACAACGCGUAUUAUCUUAGCAUACACCAUGUAUAUAGAUUAUAAGUUGAUAUAUGUAGAUUAAUAAGUUCUAAAAUGUCAUUGCAACUUUAAUUUAGUUAAGGCAGAUUAUUUGAUUCAUUAUUCUUUUUGUCAAAAUAGAAAUCACAGCGGGUAGACCAUGGAAUUGAUUUUGAAAAAUUUCACUUCUAUGUUAAUAUUUGAAUUUUCCACUAAUUUGUUUGCUUUCGUGUGUUACGGACAAAGUCAAAAAUGCGCAUGUGUCAAUAACUUGAAGAAUUUUUCAACUGGUUUGAACAAGUCUGUCAAAGAAUCUUUGGUAUACUAAAAAGAAACAGCAUUUCUCUUUCUGAUUUAAUCUAGAACGGAUUGCAUUCGAAUUAAUUGUAUUAUCUUGAAAGUAUUGCAUCGCCUUUUUAUAGUGAAUACCAUAUUCGCCGCUACAACUUUAUAAUCGAUGCGAUUACAAUUUCUUUCACAGAUCUGACAAGCUUUACCUCAAAAUGAGCUAUUCGAUGACUAAUACAUGUCAAAGACAUAAAGGAUACAUCAUAACUUUGUCUUUUUACCGACAUCCGUUCAUUUCGCUACAUUAAUAACAUCCCGCUGUGAAUCUCAGAUAUUUCUUUUACCCUUAAAAACUCAAUUAACAUAACAACCUAGACUGAAACAGUGUUAACAAGGUCUGGUUAGCUACAGUGUAUAUGGUCAAUGGACCUGUUUUAAAUGUCAUAUUAUUAUGGCAAAAGAGGCUUGUUUCAAGUAAGGCGAAGUAUUCUCUAUUUUUUUUUAAGUUGUACGCCGUUUAACGUGUUUACUGCUUCGGGCUAACUUAGCUUCGACCAUUUACGCAUUAAUAAUGCUUGACUGUCAGCGUUUAUAGUGAAAUUCGUAGUCGGAAUAUUAAUUACGUACCACUUGAUAUUUAAAUGCAAUAUUUUUGUAAUAUGAGUGGAAUUUUCAUACAUAAUUAAGUUUUGAGCAGUAAUGAUUCACCAAAGAAAAACUUGGCGCAUUGUUUAAAUAUGACCUAUUAUGUCUUCGACCAAUAAUUCUACAUCACGACAAAAAUAAGGUUAUAAUAGCGCCAAAUAUAUUGUUUAUGUGACAUCGCGCCGCCCUCAUAUUAUAAUUCUGUACUUUUUAUGUCACUUCGUGAACAAUGUGCCAGUAUUUUUUUAAGUUCACACGUUUUGUUCACAGAUAAAAGACGUAACUUUUUAUGCCAAUGCCUUUAUCAAAUCGAUAAUGUGGUUAUCUGGUGAAUCAAUACAAUGAAAGCAAAAACUUCUCGUUACAUUCUGUUUACUGAACUUGUUACUUUUUGUCAAAUGUCAAUUCAGUGUUGCCAGAUGAAAGUACAAAAAAUUAUUGAACCUUGUCAUAUGAUUUUACUGCAAAAAUUAUGUUGAAAUAUCGAUUUUUUUGCCGAGCGAUAUUCAGGUUACUGGAAAUGCGUUUUUGUGAUUUCGUGCUUGCUAUGUAUGUCGAACUUUCUAGUAUAAUUCCAGUCUUGCCAGACAAAAACGUUGCCUCUGGUCGGAAAACGUUAAAAUAAUUGAUAUUAUGUAAGUCUAAAAUUAAAAUCUGUGACAUAUUUCUUUUAUAAUAAUGGAUAGUUAUUGUAUUGUAAUGAACAUUUAGUGGCUGGAAUGCGGAUUAUUUGAUCCUAUGACUUGUGCCUAGUUUUGUCAAAUGUUUGUUCGGGAACUCUUCUGUGAAAUACGUUCAGAAAAGUGCUGAAAAAAUGUUCCUGUAUUGUAUGAAUUAAAUUUUUAUUAGACAUUACAUCUCAGCUCCAUAGAGUAAGGUUUUAGCUCGAAUUUACUGGUAUCUACUCAGGUCUAUCUGGCAAUAGGGAAUAUUAAUCUUAUAAAAUUAUUUACCGUUACACCUAGGGGGUUCUAAACUCAAUGGAGAAGUCAUAGAGACGCCUAGAAUUUUCCAUGAAACAAAUUGUCUGGUUAAGAUCGCUGGUGAACUAAAAUUAAUUAAAAUUCUUUAUGAUUUUCAGUCCACUUGUAUCAAAAAAUUACUAGAGGAAUACUUUGUCAGGAACAAUGGUCUAAUAAUUAUUGAAAUUGGAUCUUCCUUUAUUGUUUUUUGGUAUAUUUUUGAACUACCAUCUUAUUAGAGCAGGAGAUGUGUUAAUGUCUAGCAAAGAUUUGAUUUAAAAUGACCAAAAAUGAAAUCCUUCAAGUAAUAUAUUGUUUGUAUACUAUCGAUUUUAUGUGAAUCAUAACUCAAUGUAUUCUGUAGCAGAGUUCUGGAACAUUAAUGACGAAAUUGAUUUGUUUGCUCAGUGAAGGUUGUAAAUUCGUGUGACCUUUGCCCAAUGAAUGCAAUUUGUUUUCUAUUAUUUUAUUAUUGUUUUCUAAUGAAACGCGAGAGGUGUAGUUUAUGUUUAACUGGAAUAAUCUAAGAAAUUUACGCCAUUAUGGAUAUGUAAAACCAUUACUAACGUCUGUGGUGUCUCCUUGGUGGUAGCAAGUUCGAAGCUUUGGUUAUAAAUUCUUGAACGCUGUUUACGCAACCUAUAAGUGUUCUUUUUCUUUUUAACUUGGAUGCUGGUGUAAAAAAAAAUAUUUUGUUGCUUAGCACUUAUGGUAAUCGCAAUUCAUUAAUUAUAUCAAAAAGAAACUUUUAUAGCAUAUAGUACUCUCCUUGCUAUCGUUUAUUCCAUUAUUAUUUUCAACUUAAUCUCAAUUACAUAAUGUCCUAUUUCGUGAAUUGCUUUAUAGGUAACUAGAGAAUGCUCCAACAAAAAUUUUCUCCAGUUCUCAUAUUAUAGCCAACGUGAGGCUACUUCAGGGGCCUUAUUCUCUAUGCCAUAUUUUAUUUUGACAGUGCGUUACAAGCACGUAGCGCACGUCGUGUUUAAUACAAUAGAAAUUGGCAUACAGAAUACCAUUCCACGCUAAUUUCACGAAGAUAACGUAACACGGUCGUGUUUGUAGUGUUUGUACACUGUCAUAGAGAGUAAGGUCCCAGCUUUAACCUACAAGGCUUUGUUUCGUGCUGGAUCAAUUAAUUUCGGCCUAUUUCAGAUGAACUCUGUUUCAGCUUCGUAUGACUUAGUUAAAUUAGUUGAUCUGCAGACUACCAGCUCAAGUAAGCUUUAUUUCUUAAUAAAUAAACGCGUUUUUUAUUCAAACAAAGAUGACUAUAAUAAGUCAUAUUUAGUAACCUCCCAGAUCUCGUAAUAUUGAGGGCAAAGUUCUGACAAUUUCUAAUGAAAGAGUUAAUUUACAUCUUUAUAACAGAAAAUGCUAUAACAGCGUUUAUUAAAAACAUAACUUACAUCUCUCGCGUCGGUGAAAAAUGUUCCAUUGAAAAUAUUAAAAUUGGUGCUAUUAGCGACGGCUAACUAUUGUUUAUUUUAUUUUAUAGUAUUUUUAUUUUAACAAUUUAGACUGAUUUUUUUAAUAAUUUCUAAUGUACUUAAAUUUUUUAAUGGUUAGUUAAACCAAUGUACUCGUGUAAAGCAUCAGCUACCUCUAAAACUUCUAAAAGUAUUUUUAUACAUAUACUAAUCUUAGAAUUAGUGAAAAUCGCAUACCAACCACUGAAUAGUCAUUCAGACUCUCCUCAAGGGUACAGAAUGUCCUAUCGUUUGAAAUACUUAAUAGGUUGUAGGAACGAAGACGUGUUAGUUAUGUAUAUUUUUUGCAGCUGUUCCAUAUGUUGCUGUUCAAAUUUUACAAGCGGCCAUAAUGUAUGUUUCGUGAUUGAUUUUUGAUAAACGUUACACGCAUGGUGAGGGUGGGGAUGUGAAAACAUUGAAAUUAAGGGUAUUCCUGGAAUUCCAGAGAAAUUGGCAAUAUUGAUUUCCGUUGAAAAAGUCUAGAAAAAAUUAAUGCAUCGUCUUGGCUUUUUGAUUUGUAAAUUUUGUAAAUAAUAAAAAUAGUCCACAUCUCCGCCUCUCCACCUUUAUGGGACGAAUAGAGGUAAAAUAAAAUUGUUAUUAAAAAUUCAUUUAUGAAAAUUGUAAAAAUAGUGAUGGAGGUUCGAAACUAAGUAAAGUAUUGGAAUAAGAAUGGAUCUUGUAAAUAUGUUGUUAUAUUAAGACGUAGACCCUGUAGGUAUUUAUUUGUACGAUUUCGGACCUUUGUUAAAAUCCAAAGUCUUUAAUUUAUUUUUCGACCAAUAAAUGUUGGAGAGAACUA